CAAUAAUAGCAGCAAUGAUAUAGCAGCAAUAAUGACAACUGCUAUAGCAACAAAAGAAAAAGCAGAAAAACAAGAAGAGCCUCAAAAAGAACAAAUAAAGAUAUCAGAGUGUCAAGCUCUAAACAACAUAAAAAAAAUUGUAGCCAAAAGUAGAUACCACAGCAAUGAGAUAUCGGAAACAGAUGAUGAACUUGCUGAUGAUAAAAGAAGAAAAAUGAUUCAACAUCUUCUUGAUGAUGACCACAAUAAUCAUGUG
Molecule: messenger RNA, 256 nt
Organism: Dentiscutata heterogama
Lineage: Eukaryota; Fungi; Glomeromycota; Glomeromycetes; Diversisporales; Gigasporaceae
Source: the annotation of a GenBank genome assembly